AUGACUCGUACUACUACUGUUGAUCAGAGUAAGCCUGUGUUCUUGCCAAAGAAGUUCAUCGAGAAGGCUCGUUCUAAGUCUAAUGUUCAAAUUAAUGAAAUCCAUACGUUUCUUGAGGGUUCUCCCGAGCAAUCGAAGCUUAUUCUUGAAAUGAUGAACGAGUUGGCUGGUGAUAGUUACUUGGUUGAGGGUACUGAAUACUACGAGCAUAAUAAAGCUACAUCCCGUGAAGCAACUGCAAAGAAACUCGCGCGUUUAGCAGGGUACUUGGAACAUGAUAUCAAACGUGCCCGCGACGAAUUCCAUAGGGAUGUGAGAGGGGAGUUGCAAGCCGCGGAUGCUCCUUUGAUAACUAAUAAGGAUUUGAGUUUUUUCCUUAAGCGGUUAGAUUUGUUGACAAUAGUUGACCCACAGUUGGUUACUAGGAUGGGUGUGAACUUGCUCUUAUUUGGUAACUGUGUUAGAGGUAAUGGUACUGAUGAGCAAAUUAGAUACUGGCUUCAGGAAAGAGGGCUAGCUUUGGGGACCGGUUUGUUUGGAUGUUUUGCUAUGACAGAGAUGGGUCAUGGUUCCAAUGUAGCUAAUAUCCAGACCUUGGCUACCUAUGAGCCAGCUACUGAUACAUUUAAGAUUACAACCCCGGACUUGGUUGCUACCAAAUGGUGGAUAGGAGGUGCUGCACAUAGUGCCACGCAUGCUACUGUUUAUGCACGUUUAAUUGUUGAAGGGAAAGAUUAUGGUGUUAAAACCUUUGUCGUUCCACUACGUGACCCUGAAACCAUGGAACUAUUUCCCACAAUAACAAUUGGUGAUAUUGGCGCUAAAAUGGGUCGUGAUGGUAUUGAUAAUGGGUGGAUUCAAUUUCAUGGCACUGUAAUUCCUCGCGAGUAUUUGUUAAGCAGGUUCACCAAGAUUACUCCAGGCAACCCCCCACGGGUUGAGACUAACAACACAUUUGAGUCUGUUUGCGGUUAUACUGCUCUUCUCUCUGGCCGAGUAGGAAUGGUAAAAGAAAGUUUCAGAGUUGGCCAACGUUUUGCCACUAUAGCUACUCGUUAUGCGGUUGGUAGGCAGCAAUUUGGCGAGCGUGGAAAUGAAACCCAAUUGAUUGACUAUCCCUUACAUCAAUAUCGUGUGUUACCGCAAAUCGCGUUAGUUUAUUUGCUUGGGCCUGUGUCUGUCAAUUUGGACAAAUUAUACUUUAAUACAGUAAACUCUUUGUACGCUGCUGGAUCUGAUAUUAAGAAGAUGCAGUCAGUUAUUGACGGUAUGAAGACCCUAUUUAUUGAGUCAGCAGCUUUGAAAGCCACUGCAACCUGGCUAGUUGCUGGUUUGAUUGACGAAUUGAGACAGAGCUGCGGUGGACACGGUUACUCGAGCUACAACGGUUUCGGAAAGGGCUACAACGACUGGGUUGUUCAGUGCACAUGGGAGGGAGACAAUAACGUGUUAUCCUUGACGUCUGGUAAAUCAAUCCUAAAGCUAUUCACGGAAGCUGCGAAAGGCAGGAAGUUAAAGGCUCCUAUCAGCUCUUUGUCAUAUUUGGCUCCAGAAUAUAUCCAAAAGUUAAACACUGGCGCGCUAAAUAACGUAACAUCUUUAUCCACCUUAUCUGAUUAUCAUGAAAUCUGGGCCGUAAGUUUAAUUAAAUAUUUGGCCUUCAGUGUAGGUGUGAUGAAGUCGACUAGGAACCCGGAUUCCAUUUCCAAGUAUCUUGUAUCAGUAGCCAAAUUCCACGCUUUCCACUCGAUGACAAAAUCAUUCUAUGAGCAGUUGACGUCAGACAACAGCUACAUUAAAGAUGAAGCUACAAGAGAUGUCUUAUGGAAGGUCUACAAGUUAUUCUCUGUGUACUUCAUUGACAAGUUCUCCGGCGAGCUCUUGCAAUUGAAGGUUUUAACACCUGACCAAAUGUCUUCCAUCAUUCAACCUCAAUUGCUAUCCCUAUUGCAAGAGGUGAAAGUACACUGUAUCAAAUUAACAGAUGCCUUCCAGUUACCUGACGCCUUUAUUAACGCUCCUAUCGGUUACUACGAUGGUGACAUUUACCACAAUUAUUUUAACGAGGUUACUAAAAAUGCUCCGAAGGAUGUUGCACCAGGUGUGCCGCCAUAUGCUAACCUCUUAACAUCGCUUUUAGGGCGUGAUUCUGGCUUUGAACGCAGUGGAGCUCCUUCUGAACAGCUAUUCAGGAGGUUGACUAAGUGA
Messenger RNA from Eremothecium sinecaudum, 2208 nucleotides. It is a transcript of the gene POX1, whose product is annotated as acyl-CoA oxidase. NCBI's taxonomy places the organism in Eukaryota, Fungi, Ascomycota, Saccharomycetes, Saccharomycetales, Saccharomycetaceae. Gene Ontology annotation, molecular function: fatty acid binding; acyl-CoA oxidase activity; FAD binding. Gene Ontology annotation, cellular component: peroxisome. The coding region runs from base 1 to 2208 and encodes 735 amino acids. The transcript has a single exon. Gene Ontology annotation, biological process: lipid homeostasis; fatty acid beta-oxidation using acyl-CoA oxidase. The record is from RefSeq and is a predicted model, not a curated record.